Molecule: messenger RNA, 4182 nt
Organism: Cyclopterus lumpus (lumpfish)
Lineage: Eukaryota; Metazoa; Chordata; Actinopteri; Perciformes; Cyclopteridae
Product: nuclear receptor ROR-beta-like
Exons: 10
Coding region: 432-1922 (496 amino acids)
Biological process (GO): regulation of transcription by RNA polymerase II
Cellular component (GO): nucleus
Molecular function (GO): nuclear receptor activity; zinc ion binding; RNA polymerase II cis-regulatory region sequence-specific DNA binding
Source: RefSeq, a predicted model, not a curated record
UGGGAGAGUCCACGCUUGGAGAAAGUAGGUUAGCAGGGUAGACUGAGAGGGAAGCAGGCGGAGAGUCAGAUCGCAGAGGGGGGGUCCGAUCACCGGUCGUCCACCCUGGGACUAUUCUGUCAAAAAAAGUUGAGCAAAAUCUCUUCGCCAGUGCGCCGACACGGUUACGAUGCGACCCGGAGAGACUUUAUUCACUCUUUUGUUUUGGUCGCACUUGACCGAGCGAUAGACGAGCGGAGUUUCGGGUAGUUCUUUUCCUUUUUCUUUUUUUCUUCUUUUUGUUUUCUUUAGUCGGGCUUUACGAAAGCUGUCUGCAAAGUUCAUAUUUACAGAGCCAGUUGACCGUGUCUCCAGCGGUGUAGUCACCUACAUUAACCCCAUGUAGCCGGGUGUUUUUUUUAACCUUCAGCCAAGAGAAAGAAAACAUCAAAAUGAGAGCUCAGAUCGAGGUCAUCCCCUGUAAGAUCUGUGGGGACAAGUCCUCAGGAAUCCACUAUGGAGUCAUCACCUGCGAAGGCUGCAAGGGUUUCUUCCGUCGCAGCCAGCAGAACAACGCGAUGUACUCUUGUUCCCGCCAGAGGAACUGCCUGAUCGACCGAACAAACCGGAACCGCUGCCAGCACUGCCGUCUACAGAAGUGUCUGGCUUUGGGCAUGAGCAGAGAUGCGGUCAAAUUUGGUCGUAUGUCCAAGAAGCAGCGUGACAGCCUCUACGCUGAAGUGCAAAAGCACCAAAAGUCCCAGGAGUGUGUGGGCGCCACGGCUGUGUCCAUACCCAAUAAGGACGGUGUCUGUGGAGGGGAGGAUCGUGAAGAGGGUCUGAGCCGGUCCUACAGCAGCGGGGGCUCCAGCUCCACCCUCAGCGACCUGGAUGACAUCGCAGCGCUGCCUGACCUGUUUGACCUGCCGCUGACCCCCAAGGAGUCCAGCGAGUACUGCAGCCUGGAGCUGCAUGGCGGCAGAGCCAGCACAGGGAACACCUCCAACUCAUCUUCCGCUUCUUCCUCGUCAUCAUCCUUGUCCAAUCAAAAUUCCCCACAGCAGACAAUGCUGGACGGGGCAGAUACCACCGGGAUCCACCUCUUGCAUACACACUCUCUCACGCAUCCGCUGCUGAAACGCACACAUGCACUCCUGGAUCAUCUGUCUGAUGACUGCUCCAUAACAGACCUUGAGCGCAUAACUCAGAGUAUUCUCAAGUCUCACUUGGAGACGUGUCAGCACAGCGCUGAGGACAUGAAGAGAUUCACCUGGGCACAAUACACACCUGAGGAAACGCGUGCUUUUCAAAACAAGGCAGCUGAGUGGAUGUGGCAGCAGUGUGCACACCACAUCACCAAUGCCAUUCAGUAUGUGGUCGAGUUUGCCAAACGCAUUGCUGGCUUCAUGGACCUGUGCCAGAAUGAUCAGAUUAUAUUACUGAAAGCAGGCUGUCUCGAGGUCCUACUGAUACGCAUGUGCCGAGCUUUCAACGUCAACAACAGCACCAUUUUCUUCAAUGGAAAGUUUGCCCUGGCUCAAUUCUUCAAAGCACUCGGUUGUGAUGACCUGGUCAGUGCAGUGUUCGACCUGGGGAAAGGACUCUGCCGCCUACAGCUGUCUGAUGAAGAGAUGGCCCUGUUUAGCGCUGCUGUUCUUCUUUCUCCAGAUCGGCACUGGCUAACUGAAGGCCAAAAGAUAAAAAACCUCCAGGAGAAGGUCUACCUUGCUCUGCAGCACAGUCUACACAAGAGUGGAGCUUCUGAUGAGAAACUGGACAAGUUGGUGUCCAAGCUGCCCAUGAUGAAGUCUAUCUGUAACCUCCACAUAGAUAAACUUGAGUUUUUCCGUUUGGUCCACCCAGAGACCGCCUACAGUUUCCCACCACUGUACCGAGAAGUGUUUGGCAGCGAGAUGUCUCUGCCGGACUCCACCAACAGCUAGACGGACAGAUAGACAGAUGGAGAGUGUAUUAAAAAAGUAGGGAAGCAAAAAGGAAAGACAGAAAAGGAUAAGAUGUUGAAGCUCAAAAACCAGCAGUUAAGAGACAAUCCAAGACUUUAAGUACUCCGUCUCCCAUGAUCCCAAAGAAGUCCUCCACUUUCCCAGCAGGCCAAGCACCUUACACUACAGACCACACAAGCUCAUGGUCCUCUGCAUAUUGUAGCAUUAACAACAAGCGGCUGGGCAUCGUAAUAAUAACAGCCCACUAGACGUGAGACACUUGUUUAACAUCAGAUCCACUGUGGAUCACCCAACCAGUUAUGAAUGUCGAUGAGCACCAGUGCACAAGCCAGAACCCAACAACAGUGAAUGUACAAACCUGCCACUCUCAGACAGAGUUUUACACAAAGUAUUAGAAUGAAGUCAAGUUGAUCCACAGGUCUCACUAUUAAUACAGCUCUAAGUCAAUAUUUCUUUCUAUAUUAAUACAUCUCAGUAUGGUACGCCUGCGUAUUCAUACAGACAAUAUCCUUGUACUGACCAUCACUUAGGGACCAAGAUCUUGAGUCAUUUUCUCUGAUAUGAAACACACACAUGACUCUCGGUUUAGGCCGACCUCUUUAAUCAGCUGAGAACCAGUUUCACACACAGUUAGACGGUGUUCGGUGCUGCCUAUUUGUAGGCUCUUGUAAUGCAAUGAGUACCUCAGUCCCACACACCCCUUUCCUUGUAAAUGCCACUUAGAGACAGGACAAGAUGAAAUUAUCUUUAAUUUAUAUACACAUUUAUAAACAAAUAUUUUAAAUAAGAAUGUAAAUAGAUGACUAUAUAAGUAUAUGGAGAGAGUUUGUAUGUGUGAGUUCAGAGAGGAAAGAGAAGUGCGUCGUAGGAUAUAGAGAAAAUAUUUCAGGAAAGCUGAUAUUUGGACUCAAAUUGUUUUCUGGACUACCCUCUUGGCAUUUCUCUCAGGUUUCCAUGGCAACAAUCCCCUCUUGCACUGACGGGCAAAACCCAGCUAGGUUAGGGGAGUUCAUCACGCAAGCGACAGGAUGGACACUUGUUGCAGAUGUGACACAGCAGGGGGGGGCAGUCUACCCAAGCAAAGACGAAAAAAACAUUGCAUUUAAAUGACUUUUCAGUCUGCGCUGUUGCGCCCUGCCUAAAGAGACAAGACACAAGGACACUAAGGAGAAGAGAAAGCAAGGCAAAAGAUGACUUCAUGAACUAUAUAAUAAAUGGGAUACACAGGGUCUCCCCCACCUGUUUCUAACCAGCAGUCAGUACAGUCGGUGUUGUGUAAAUAUCUUUCACUGACAAUGUUUCAGUUGGGGAAAGGCCGGAACGAAAAUGAUCCAUAAUGUGUAUCAUAAACCCUCCUUGCUGGUUGAAAAAACUGUAUCAUUUUGUACAUUUGCUGUUCCUCUCUCCGUUCAUCCCUAUCCCAACACUUGUCCAAACACCAAGCACUUAUACUUUCCUCUUCCUCACUGGACACUAGUCUAAGGGCAGACGGAGCUCCCAGCUGCCCCCGAGUUGAGCAUCAAUUAAAUUAAAUCUGUUUUUAUUAUUUUAGUUUUCGAUUCUAUAACCAACACACAAGGUCACCCAUAACUGUUUACAUUUUUCAUGUACAUACAUAACACACUCUGAUAAUAAUGUCUUACUCGGGGUGCUGUGAAGUUUGUGAAAAGAGUCUGAGGACCUUCUGCCUACCGCUCAGGGAGAUGGCUCUGGUCUUUUGUCCCUUUUUAUUACCAGUGUCGACCUUUAGCCUUGUGCUCCUCACAACUUUUCACCUAAGAUAAGAUCUAUAACCAUAAUCACUGUGGACGUAAGUUCUAUUUUUGUGAAUGUCACUCACAAAGUGUCAACGCCCUUCCCAUUUGUCCUAAUAUUGUGAGAUCAAAUUUACAAGACAUAGGAAAUAAAAUUAAAAAUCAGUUAGCAAGAUGAAUUCAUUUUUGUUUCUUCUUGCUCUGAUUUUCAUUUAUUUGUCAGUCUUUUAUCCACCUUUUUCUUUGUCUCCACUUUUGUCUUGUAAAGUCUGUGAUCUAUUUUUUUUUUUUAUUGAGGAAAGACUAGGUACAAACAACAAAUAAUAGUUUGUCUCCCUUCUCUUUCCCUGUAUGACAAAAUGUACAAGAGGUAUAUUACUAGUCCAAAAGUAACUGAGUUACACAGCUCUAUAUAUAUUGUUGUCCAAUGGGAUACAUUAUAUGUGGUUUUAAGAAUGUAAUAAAUGGUUUCUUUUUCUUUUGAA